Caenorhabditis briggsae is the source of this 1662-nucleotide messenger RNA. The record is from RefSeq and is a predicted model, not a curated record. Bases 1 to 1662 code for a protein of 553 amino acids. NCBI's taxonomy places the organism in Eukaryota, Metazoa, Nematoda, Chromadorea, Rhabditida, Rhabditidae. The transcript is spliced from 7 exons.
AUGCCAGAUUUGGAAAUCAACGGUGUUGUUGAAAUGGAGAAUGGCGUUGGAAGAUCAGACAGUUUGAAAGCCGAGGAGGCCAAUGCUCUCCGUGAAUGGGAUCCAAAACAUCUUCUCAAAGCUCUCUACGAAAUAUCGUAUGAGCCAAGAGUAGAGACUAAACGGAACCGUUUCAUAACCAUGGAAGGUCAUGUUGAGGUCCCAGCUGACGAAGUGACAAAAGCAGACGGUUUGGACAACGAAGGAUGGAUGAAACAGUACAUAAGAAUGAAGGAAGGACGGCUUCAGAUCUUUGCUACUCACUACGCCGGUGAAGCUCCAGCUCAGGAACUGAUCCUUUCGGGAGCAGAUGUAGAUGCAAAUAAGGAUGAGAGAACUUUGACGAUUCACGGAGGAAGGGAACAUGUCAAAUACUACUGCAGAGUUCCAUCAGCAGUGUUUGACAAAUGGCGACAAUCCUUCCUUUCCCACUGUGCUUCUUCUCUCAUUGACGCCUACGUCAAGCCGAUUCCACGUGCCUUUCAACACUUGACCGAAAGAGUUCUGAUCCUUGAGUUGGGAUCUUGUUCCAUUAGAGCUGGAGUUCUUACAACUGAACCAUCGCUUCCACAGUCUUUCUUCCCCGCAAUUGCAGUACGUACUGACGACGGAAAGAUAUUCGUUGGAGAGGAUGCCUAUAAACCUGAAAUUCGGCACAAUGGAGACUUUGUCCGACCGAUUUCAGCUACUGAUCCAUCAGUGGAGAGAUACUCAAUUGAAAAAGAAGUGUUGAAGGCUGUAAUCGAGAAGAUAACAAAGGAAUUGAAAGUGGAACCAUGGAAAUAUAAAGUUCUUCUUUCAAUUCCACAAAAUAUUCCAACUGUUUUGAUUGGAGAACUUCUUCAGAUUUGUUUGGAAGACGUCAAAUUUCAGGGAGCCGCAAUCACUCGACAACCGUCAUUGAUCCUUUAUGCUUAUGAUGUCACCACAGGAGUUGUCGUUGAUAUCGGAGAACGAGUCAAUAUUGUUCCGGUAAUUGACGGAUAUGUUGUAGAAUCAGCUAUUUGUUCGAUUCCCUAUGGAUCACAACAAAUGGGAGACUCAUUGAGAAGCUCAUUGAGUGCUCAUAACAAAGGAUUGUAUGCUUUCCAAAGCCCAGUAGAAAAAUUGAUCCUUAGAUUUGCAUUGGAACAGACAACAUAUAUCCCAGAAGACUAUCAGAAAGAAGAAAAGUCUGAGAACAAAGAAGCACGAAUCUCACUAGAUGCAUUCACUCCGGUUCUAGGAAUGCAGACAAGAUUCGACAUCGAUAACUCCAGAUUUUUGUGCACUGAAGGUCUUUUCAAGCCAAAGAAAUGGGGACUGGACACAAAAGGACUUCAUCAGUUGAUCCAUGAAGCAAUCCUUCAGAGUCCCAUUGACAGUCGCCGAACUUUGUACAGAAAUAUAUAUUUGGCCGGUGGUGCUUCACUGAUGCCUGGAUUAGCUGAAAAGUUAGAGCACGAGCUCUCCACAGUUGUUCCAAACACAAUUCACACCCAGGUUAACAUCAGUCCGUGGCGAUACAACGCAGCUUAUCUUGGAGCACAGAUCGUCGCAUCAGCAUCCACAUUUGAAGAUUCCUGUGUCACUCUACAACAGCUACCAAAGUUCCUUGCACAACUCCAGUCAUCGUCUUUCUAA